GGAAGAACCCGUCUCCCGCUGCGCCCCAGUGACGAAGCCCAUCCUCGGGUGCGGGAGGUGGGGAAGGGAGGGCAGGCAGAGGAUUUCGCUCGCCCGUGCGAGAUCCGGGACGUGCUGGCGGCGCCCGCUCCGAGCAGAGACUGUCAGUUUCGGAUCCAAGGAUGGUGAUGGCAAAGCUUACCCGGGUUCUCUGUCAAAUCAAAGCUGUCACAGAAUAAAUCCCGUUGCCUGCUGCGAAGCCCCCACGCACUGCAAACUUCAGUGAGCGAACUGGGUAAUCAGUGUUUGGAUAUGCAGAUCCCUGAUUUAAAAGGCGGGGUGACCCCCCCAAGAACCUCUCCUGGGGGACGAAGCCCGCAGGUGCAGUGAGGCGUGUGCGUGCGGGUGUUGGCGCCCGCGAAGACGCCUUGCCCGGGGAGAGGGAGCCGGGGCGCCCGGCGGGGUCUGGCGGCCGCGCACUGGCGGCUCAUCUCCGGCGGCGGCGGCGGAUGAUGGUGGCGGCCGGCGCACUGGGCUGUGUCUGUGCGUCGCCGCGGAAAUCAGCGCCCAGCGCUGCACACUGAGCCCUUGCAGGUCCUCCGCAGCCCGAGUCUUGGCGAGGACAGACCCGGAGCGCAGGGGCCGCGGACCCGCGCGAGGGGGAGCCGGGGGACGAGUGGGGUCGGCUUAUCAUGGCGGAUCGGACAGCUCCCAGCUGCCAGCUCCGGCUGGAGUGGGUGUACGGGUACCGGGGUCACCAGUGCCGCAACAACCUGUACUACACGGCCGGCAAGGAGGUGGUCUACUUUGUGGCUGGGGUCGGGGUGGUUUACAACACCCGAGAGCACAGCCAAAAAUUCUUCUUGGGACACAACGACGACAUUAUCAGCCUUGCCUUACACCCAGAUAAAACUCUUGUUGCAACUGGCCAAGUUGGAAAGGAGCCAUAUAUAUGUAUAUGGGAUUCCUAUAAUGUCCAGACUGUGUCUAUUCUUAAGGAUGUCCAUACACAUGGAGUCGCCUGCUUGGCUUUCGACUCAGACGGACAGCGUUUGGCCUCUGUGGGACUGGAUGCAAAAAACACAGUCUGCAUUUGGGACUGGAGGAAGGGAAAACUACUGGCCUCAGCCACCGGCCACUCCGACCGGAUUUUUGAUAUUUCCUGGGAUCCAUAUCAGCCAAACAGAGUGGUUAGCUGUGGAGUAAAACAUAUAAAGUUUUGGACGCUCUGUGGAAAUGCCCUGACUGCAAAAAGAGGGAUAUUUGGCAAAACAGGGGAUCUUCAGACCAUCCUUUGCCUUGCAUGUGCCAAAGAUGACAUCACCUAUUCUGGUGCUUUAAAUGGCGACAUCUAUGUCUGGAAAGGGCUCAAUUUAGUCCGCACCAUUCAAGGAGCACACAGUGCUGGAAUCUUUAGCAUGUAUGCUUGUGAAGAAGGCUUUGCCACUGGUGGACGAGAUGGGUGUAUUCGAUUAUGGGAUACUGAUUUCAAACCAAUAACCAAAAUUGAUCUCAGGGAGACAGAACAAGGAUAUAAAGGCCUCUCCAUCCGGAGCGUGUGCUGGAAAGCAGACCGCCUCCUAGCAGGGACCCAGGACAGUGAGAUAUUUGAAGUGAUUGUGCGCGAACGAGACAAGCCAAUGCUGAUCCUGCAAGGCCACUGUGAGGGGGAGCUCUGGGCUCUGGCCCUGCACCCCAAGAAGCCCCUGGCUGUGACGGGAAGUGACGAUCGCUCUGUCAGGCUAUGGAGCCUGGCUGACCAUGCCUUGAUCGCCCGCUGUAACAUGGAGGAAGCAGUUCGCAGUGUGGCCUUCAGCCCGGAUGGAUCUCAGCUGGCCCUGGGCAUGAAGGACGGCUCUUUCAUUGUUCUCCGAGUCAGAGAUAUGACAGAAGUGGUUCAUAUCAAAGAUCGAAAAGAAGUCAUUCAUGAAAUGAAAUUUUCUCCAGAUGGCUCUUACCUCGCGGUGGGAUCCAAUGAUGGCCCAGUGGACGUGUAUGCCGUUGCCCAGCGGUAUAAGAAAAUUGGAGAAUGCAGCAAGUCGCUUAGUUUCAUCACACACAUUGACUGGUCUUUGGAUAGCAAAUACUUGCAGACCAAUGACGGCGCGGGAGAACGCCUGUUCUACAAGAUGCCAUCUGGGAAGCCUUUAACAAGUAAAGAAGAAAUCAAAGGGAUUCCCUGGGCCUCCUGGACAUGUGUGAAAGGCCCCGAAGUGAGUGGAAUUUGGCCUAAAUACACCGAUGUCACUGACAUCAAUUCGGUGGAUGCAAAUUACAACAGCUCAGUGCUGGUGUCUGGAGAUGAUUUUGGACUGGUUAAAUUGUUUAAAUUUCCUUGUCUCAAGAAAGGAGCCAAAUUUAGAAAGUAUGUGGGCCAUUCUGCACAUGUCACAAAUGUCCGCUGGUCCCAUGACUUUCAGUGGGUAUUGAGCACAGGAGGGGCUGACCACUCAGUUUUCCAGUGGAGAUUUAUUCCAGAAGGUGUCAGCAACGGUCUGCUGGAAACUGCACCCCAGGAAGGUGGCACUGAUUCUUACAGUGAAGAGUCUGAUUCGGAUUUAUCUGAUGUGCCAGAGUUGGACUCUGAUAUUGAGCAAGAAACUCAAAUCAAUUAUGAUCGCCAGGUUUACAAAGAAGAUCUACCUCAGCUAAAGCAACAAAGUAAAGAGAAAAACCAUGCAGUGCCCUUCCUCAAAAGAGAAAAGGCUCCUGAGGACAGCUUGAAACUCCAGUUCAUACACGGUUACAGGGGCUACGACUGUAGAAACAAUCUGUUCUACACGCAGACCGGAGAAGUGGUCUAUCACAUUGCUGCAGUUGCUGUUGUGUACAACAGGCAGCAACACUCCCAGAGGCUGUACCUGGGGCACGAUGAUGACAUUCUCAGCCUGACCAUCCAUCCAGUGAAAGACUACGUGGCCACCGGGCAGGUUGGAAGAGAUGCUGCUAUUCAUGUGUGGGACACACAAACUCUAAAAUGUUUGUCACUAUUGAAAGGACAACACCAGAGAGGAGUGUGUGCACUUGAUUUUUCAGCUGAUGGAAAAUGUCUGGUGUCGGUUGGUUUAGACGAUUUUCACAGUAUUGUGUUUUGGGACUGGAAAAAGGGAGAAAAGAUAGCCACCACAAGAGGACAUAAGGAUAAGAUAUUUGUGGUAAAGUGUAACCCACACCAUGUUGACAAACUGGUUACAGUUGGGAUGAAGCACAUCAAAUUCUGGCAGCAAGCAGGUGGGGGCUUCACCUCUAAAAGAGGAAUUUUUGGAAGUGUUGGAAAAUUGGAAACAAUGAUGUGUGUUUCUUAUGGGCGAAUGGAAGAUCUAGUGUUCUCAGGAGCAGCUACUGGAGAUAUUUUUAUUUGGAAAGAUAUCUUCCUACUGAAGACAGUGAAAGCUCAUGAUGGGCCUGUGUUUGCUAUGUAUGCAUUGGAUAAGGGUUUUGUAACGGGUGGAAAGGACGGAAUUGUGGAGCUCUGGGAUGACAUGUUUGAAAGAUGCUUGAAGACUUAUGCCAUUAAAAGAGCAGCAUUGUCAACUAGCUCAAAAGGCUUGCUUUUGGAAGAUAACCCUUCAAUUCGUGCCAUUACUUUGGGACAUGGGCAUAUCCUGGUGGGAACAAAAAAUGGGGAGAUCCUGGAAAUUGACAAAAGCGGCCCAAUGACACUGCUCGUUCAGGGGCACAUGGAAGGAGAAGUGUGGGGGCUGGCAGCUCACCCUCUCCUGCCCAUCUGUGCAACCGUGAGCGACGAUAAAACUCUCCGGAUAUGGGAAUUAUCCUCCCAGCACCGCAUGCUGGCAGUGCGCAAGCUCAAAAAAGGUGGAAGAUGCUGUGCCUUCUCCCCUGAUGGGAAAGCCUUAGCAGUUGGCUUGAAUGAUGGGAGUUUCCUGGUCGUAAAUGCUGACACUGUUGAAGACAUGGUCUCCUUCCAUCACAGAAAAGAAAUGAUCUCUGAUAUUAAAUUUUCAAAAGAUACAGGAAAAUACCUUGCCGUGGCAUCCCAUGAUAACUUUGUGGAUAUUUACAACGUACUGACAAGCAAACGGGUGGGCAUCUGUAAAGGUGCUUCUAGUUAUAUUACCCAUAUUGACUGGGACUCUAGAGGAAAAUUAUUGCAAGUUAAUUCGGGUGCCAAAGAACAACUCUUUUUUGAAGCUCCGAGAGGCAAACGGCAUAUAAUAAGACCUUCGGAGAUUGAGAAAAUAGAGUGGGACACGUGGACCUGCGUGCUGGGGCCUACGUGUGAGGGAAUCUGGCCUGCACACAGCGAUGUGACUGAUGUAAAUGCUGCCAGUCUUACCAAAGACUGUUCCCUCUUAGCCACUGGAGAUGAUUUCGGUUUUGUUAAGCUUUUUUCAUAUCCUGUCAAGGGCCAGCAUGCAAGGUUCAAGAAGUAUGUGGGGCACAGCGCACAUGUCACCAACGUGAGGUGGCUGCACAACGACUCUGUGCUGCUCACAGUUGGUGGAGCCGACACAGCCUUGAUGAUCUGGACGAGGGAGUUUGUGGGGACCCAGGAGAGCAAGCUGGUGGACAGCGAGGAGUCGGACACCGAUGCCGAAGAGGACGGAGGCUAUGACAGUGACGUUGCCAGAGAGAAGGCCAUUGAUUACACCACCAAGAUCUAUGCUGUGAGCAUCAGGGAGAUGGAAGGCACCAAACCUCACCAGCAGCUGAAAGAAGUUUCAGUGGAAGAAAGACCGCCUGUUAGCAGAGCAGCCCCCCAGCCUGAGAAACUCCAGAAGAACAACAUCACCAAAAAAAAGAAACUGGUUGAGGAGCUGGCUCUCGACCACGUGUUUGGCUACAGGGGAUUCGACUGUCGCAACAACCUGCAUUACCUGAACGACGGUGCAGACAUCAUCUUCCACACCGCGGCGGCUGGUGUGCUCCAGAGCCUCUCCACGGGGAGCCAAAGCUUCUACCUGGAGCACACGGAUGACAUCCUUUGCCUCACGGUGAACCAGCACCCCAAGUACAGGAACGUGGUGGCCACCAGCCAGAUAGGAACAACACCCUCAAUCCACAUCUGGGACGCCAUGACCAAACACACGCUCUCUAUGCUGCGGUGCUUCCACUCGAAGGGGGUGAAUUACAUCAACUUCAGCGCCACUGGGAAGCUCCUGGUAUCGGUGGGAGUGGACCCUGAGCACACCAUCACUGUCUGGCGUUGGCAGGAAGGCGCCAAGGUUGCCAGCCGAGGGGGUCACCUGGAGCGCAUAUUUGUGGUGGAAUUUCGCCCUGACUCGGACACGCAAUUUGUGUCUGUCGGGGUCAAACAUAUGAAGUUCUGGACCCUGGCAGGCAGUGCCCUGCUUUACAAGAAAGGGGUCAUUGGAUCCAUGGAGGCUGCCAAGAUGCAGACGAUGCUCUCCGUGGCCUUCGGUGCUAACAACCUCACUUUCACGGGUGCCAUCAACGGAGACGUCUACGUGUGGAAGGACCACUUCCUCGUCCGACUGGUGGCCAAGGCUCACACGGGCCCUGUCUUCACAAUGUACACGACCCUCCGGGAUGGACUCAUAGUGACUGGUGGCAAAGAGCGGCCGACCAAAGAAGGAGGUGCUGUGAAAUUGUGGGACCAGGAGAUGAAGCGCUGCCGGGCCUUCCAGCUGGAGACGGGGCAGCCGGUGGAGUGUGUGCGCUCUGUGUGCCGCGGCAAAGGGAAAAUUUUAGUAGGAACCAAAGACGGAGAAAUAAUUGAAGUUGGUGAAAAAAAUGCCGCUUCUAACAUCCUGAUUGAUGGGCACAUGGAAGGGGAGAUCUGGGGUCUGGCCACACACCCCUCCAAGGACAUCUUCAUCUCUGCCAGCAACGAUGGCACAGCCCGCAUCUGGGACCUGGCCGACAAGAAACUGCUUAACAAGGUGAACCUGGGCCACGCGGCCAGAUGUGCAGCCUACAGCCCUGACGGGGAGAUGGUGGCCAUUGGCAUGAAGAAUGGAGAGUUUGUCAUCUUGUUGGUGAACAGCCUGAAAGUCUGGGGGAAGAAACGGGACCGGAAGUCUGCUAUCCAAGAUAUCAGAAUCAGCCCAGACAGCAGAUUCUUAGCCGUUGGUUCUUCUGAACACACAGUUGACUUCUAUGACCUCACUCAGGGCACAAGCCUGAACCGCAUUGGCUACUGCAAAGAUAUUCCAAGCUUUGUCAUUCAGAUGGAUUUUUCUGCGGAUGGCAGAUACAUCCAGGUGUCAACAGGAGCCUACAAGCGCCAGGUGCAUGAGGUACCCCUGGGGAAGCGGGUCACUGAAGCCGUGGCCAUUGAGAAGAUCACCUGGGCCUCCUGGACAAGCAUUCUGGGGGAUGAAGUCAUUGGCAUCUGGCCACGAAAUGCGGACAAGGCUGAUGUCAACUGCGCGUGUGUGACCCAUGCUGGCCUCAACAUUGUCACAGGAGAUGACUUUGGGCUGGUGAAGCUCUUUGAUUUUCCAUGCACAGAAAAAUUUGCCAAACAUAAGCGUUACUUUGGCCACUCAGCUCACGUGACGAACAUCCGUUUCUCUCACGAUGACAAGUAUGUGGUCAGCACUGGAGGAGACGACUGCAGUGUGUUUGUGUGGCGAUGUCUGUAAAUGCCGGAACCCUCUUUAUUGCUGCUGCUGCUACCACCCAGCAACUGCAGGGGCAAUGACGAGGCCCACCAGCUGCUGGGAAAGGCCUACGCUGCGGGCCGCACAAGUUCCAAGUGCUAGUGAAGUGGGGUGACUGCUCCCAGACUCUGGAAUCUCCAAAACUGUGAUGCCAAGAAGGUCAGUUCUAAAAUGUUAAGAGUGCUUUCCUCUGUUCCUGAGACUAUACUGACCACAAUGACAAAAAAAUCCUGCUAAUGUAGCCCACCAACGAAAUUUAAAGCCUCAGUUACCCUGACCAAUAUGUAGCUUUUAAUUUGCAUCAAAACUUUUACAAAAGAUGUUUUGCUAUUAUGUUUCUAUAUACUUUAAAAAUGUUCGUUUUUACACAUGAGUUGAACAAGACAGCUUAAUUUAGAUGCGCCUAAAGCACUAGAAAUAUUGAUAGCCUCCGUUCUCCACAUUUAGCUUUCAAAACCAAAUGAGCCAUGCACAAACAAGUUGAGAAACUUAAUUUUUUAACGUUUCAUUUGCAGAGUUUUAUAUCCAUUAAGUGCCUUUGAAAGUGUCCAGUUGUGUGGGCUGCUGUCUCCCCUCCCACAAAUUAUCUCCUUUCUACAUAUGGUGCUAAAACUUCAAAACUGAGGAGGGCUACAGGACCCUUAACAGAUUCCUGGUCUGUCACCCAUGUCAUGUGUUUAUGUCGAGGCUUCCUGAAUGACAUCAGUUCCCUGCUUGAGAAGUAGUGGCAGGUGAGCAGCAAAGAAACUUAAAUUCAGGAGGGAGGGGGUAAAAAUGGGUUUUCACUGUUUAGUGCCAAACCUACAAAAUCCAAAAUAGAAGUAAAAUUAACCUCUACUACAAAAUAGUAGGAAAAAAAAGAAAAAAAAAGCUCAAGUGGGUCUAGGAUUAACGAACUCUUAAUCCUAAUAAAUGCGGGGACCCAAGGCUGCACUGGGUCUGCCACCCAGUGGGACUGACUUGACACCACGGAUUUGUUCAGGUGAACUGAUCUAGGUCAAGUCCAGAUAAAAAGAAAAAAAUCUCAGCAGAACAAAUUCCUAAGCCCAAGCAAUAUUUGAAAGAUUAUUCAACAAAAACAGGCUAGCUUGGCGUUCAUCAGAGCUGGCUAGAUGACACAAUGUGACCUGGACAGUAUUAACCAGACGACAUCCCUGACCUGCCUCACUCUUACUUCACACUUGGCUCACCACGGACUCCAGGAGGGGCUGACAGCACACACCGCGAGGAAGGCUGGUGAGGGCCUGGGGACUCUGAGCACACGUGCACCCAUCAGUCCUUCCCAUCAGUGAACCAAAAUUCUGGGUCUUGAGUUUCUGGCUAUUUGCAGUUGUCAGUUUAGCGACAGUGAAAUGAAGCAUUUUCAAUUAAACAGAUUACUAACAUUUACCCCAGAAGUGCUUCAGCAUUCUAAAUGGAUUAGAUCACCAAUGAAGCUAUUUUUAUAUGCCAAGUUAUGAAUGCCUUACAUUAAUCCCCUGAUAGGCUGUCGGGUCCCCAGUUAAGAGUCCCUGUGCAGUCCUGAUUCUGUUUUCUGUAACCAUGUAACUGGCGAUGCUGAGUGAUGACCAUGUCUGCCUAUACUGUACCACCAACCUUUCAUAAUAAUCAGAUCUUGUAUUGAAAUAACCACGUGGAAAUAAAUUGAUCAAUGAGGAUAUGUACAACUAUAUUUACAGAGCAAUAGUGUCUGUGUCAAGAAAACUUCUUAAAUCUUAUUUGUAAACAUUUAUAUGGUAUGAUUUUAUGUGUUUAUCCUGCACUGUGUUCUAUAUGUUAAAAUAUUGGUGCAUGAAUUUAUUUUCAAUUAGCAAAGUAUAAAAAAUACAUAAUUUGAAAACAUUUUGUAUGUGUCAAAUAAAUUUGAUUAUGUAAACACAGCUGCACUACGCACUGGAAAGCUUUCUAAGAGUACAAGCCACGGCUCACUAGUUGAAGCAAAGUCUACUGUGUGUAUACUUUUAAUCUGGUGCAGAUUCAUGGAGCCAAAAUACCAAACAUAUUUUGUCUAUAAGCUUUAUUGAUACUUUGCUUUUACAGUUCACAAUGCAUUCCACAGAUUCAGUACAGCUUAAACCACAAAUGUAUAAAUCUUCAUUUUAUAAUUUUUUGCAUAACAAGGUUUGAUAUUUGCAAACAACGUUUUUGGAAGCAUUAGAUUCAGUCCAUAGAUUCAGAGUCUGUGACAAAAUGAACUACAGUAAGUCUGUGCAAUGAAGUUUAUGCUGAGGAGUUCUAUGUGCAUGGCAUCGUUUCAUGUUGAAAACAGAUGGUAGUGCUCCUAGAAAUAGAUUUUCUUUUUCUAGCUUAUGUGCUUUGGAACUACACACGUAUAACCAAUGACUCUCUGAAAUAUCAAGCACUGUGGGGUAGCCGGAAGGUAAAGGUCUAAGCUUUGUGAAACACUAUAUAUAGAUAUAUAUAUAAUCUAUAUUUACUUAUAUUGGCAAUUAAUAUAACAGUAAGAUUCACAAUACACCUAGAACAUACCAGAAAGGCAAGCUUUUUCACUCUUGCUUUAGUGGUAUGAUCUCGUCUAAACAUUGCAUUUCAGAAAAUCUGCAUCAAUCUACACAGACCAUACACAGUGCACAAACUGUGAAAAGGAUUAUUUUUUUCAGCUUCACUUUCUCUGCAAUUCCCAAAAAACAGCAAGACUACCUGCAACAAAGUGUAAUAUACAGCUUUCUCAGAUCUUUUUCUAUUCACCAGUGCCUCGUAUCGGAAAAACAAGUAUGAUUACGGUUUAAAUCCAUACAUAGCAGCUUACAAUACUUAAGAUGAUGAACACAUGGCAGUCAAGACAGGUAAUUUUCCUCAGACACCGCAUUGCUAAAAAUAAAGAUCUGUGAAACUGCAAUGUCAAGGUUUCCUUCUUCCCUGACCCUCCCCCAUGUAAUCAAACGAAUAUCCCCUUUUAAAGAUAAACUAUUGUUAAUGAUUUCUGGCUUUUUCAUUCAGCUUUGCGCUUCAAUCCAGGGAUUUUCGCUUGGAUUCUACAAAUGGAAAGGUUGGGACAAAAGGUCAAUAUAAAUAUUUUUAAAUUUUAAGUAUUUUAAAACGCUAUCCUUCAAGAACUACUUGUAUAUUGCUCAGCUUGUACAAGAAAUGAAUCUUAAGGCUGUCAAACUACAAGCUGUAAUUAUGCCACUUUGCCUGACGAAUUAGAUUUAAACAAAGCCUUAAAUACAACAAAAAGCAAACAGAAAUCAACGAUUCCAAAUGUAGAGAAAAAUCGUGUGGCAAUACUGUCGCACUUUUUAAGUGUGAUUAAGAUUUGCUACCCAUUAUGUCUAGAAGAUGAAAAUACAAAGUCCAGUACACCUUGUCCUUAAUAAAAAAGAAAACAAAAGUUGCAGAUUUUAAGUACUUACUUAGCCAUAGCAUCUUUAACAUUCUUGUUUGCAAGUCCUAGAUAAUGAUCUAUCUGCGCCUGAAAGAGAGGUAUAAAGGAGUUACUAGAAAAUUAACGUUGGUAGAGUCUUAUUAACCGUUACUCUGUUCCGGCAAAUUAAGGGCUUAAUAAAGGCUUAAGAAACCACAUUUUUCAUAUUUAUAAGGCUAUGGAAACUGGCAAUAAUACAUCUGUUUGAAGUAAUAAAGUGAGACUUGUAUCCUGAAAUCUAUACUUAAGAAAUUACCUGAUGCCGUUCAUAAAUAACAGGAACGCUGAAGAGUGAAAUCAGAGCUGCAAAAGGAAAUACACAGCCUUUAAAAUCGACUGGGAGGGUUUAGGGAACAAACACGGAAAAUGGUAAACUCUUAAGAUAGCUAGGCAGUGUUCCUAACAAAUGAAUAAAUACACAAGGAUCUCCUGGAGGCACCUGCUGGUGGGGAACCACUGCAGAGCUGUGAGUGAAUUAACCAAGGGAUGCUGCAGGAACCACUCCUAGCUUAAAAUCACGUCACACAGACCUUAUAAAAUACAGGCAUCCCAGGUUAGUGUGAUUUAUGCCUGCACCAUCAGAUGAGGCCAGCCCCCAUCUGGUUUAUCACUAUUAACUGGAGCAUUCUUCAGGAACUAAAGUAGCAAUUCAAUACACAGUAUCAGUAUCAGCAAUUUAGCUGAAGAGAUCACAACCUCAAAUAUACGUCCUGUCUUCCCCACAACAUAAGAAUUCUCUCCACUACAAUGUCUCUUGGGGUGCCGGGAUGGCUCAGUCCGUUGAGUGUCUGACUUUGGCUCAGGUCAUGAUCUCAUAGCUUGUUGAGUUUGAGCCCCUCAUUAAGUUCUGUGCUGACAGCUCAGAGCCUGGAGCCUGCUUCAGAUUCUGUCUUCCUUUCUCUGCUCCUCCCCCACUCUCACUCUCUCUCUCCCCAAAAUAAACAAACAAUACAAAAAAAUCCUUUAAAAUGUUUUUAAGCUCCUACACACAAUCAUCUUUUAUUGUACAGUUUUUCAUUCAAAUAGUUUUAUAGACUUACCCAAAAUCAGUAGUGUCAGACCAUUGAACAAGGCACCAACAUAGGUAAAUACCCACAUCAACACUGCAAACUGUAAGAAAAUAACAUUAGCCUAUUAAAACCACAAUUCACAUGAAGUUGAAGCUUUCAAAUAAAAGCAUCCCAUCUAACGGCCUACCUACUAGAGGCCUAAUCGUUGGAGAUUUGGUACAUAUGGAGAUUUCAUCUUGAAGUCACCAGUCUCAAUUCAAAAUUUCAGAAUCCUAAUUAAAAUAGAUUUGAUUCAUUUUGUCUGGACUACACUACCAAGUAGUUGAUUCAAUUUUCUCUGAGAUCAGAAAACAUGCCAAAGGUGUACCUUCCUCCUUCAACUUUAAUACAGCAUUUAGCUUUUACAUGGGAAGACUGAAAAGGGAUGAGAAUUUGCUAUUAAACCUGAUUUUAAAGCACUAAAAAGUACUUCAGAUCCACAUGAGCUGAAUAAUUCAGACAUUAAAAUCUCAGACAUCUGAAUAAGUAACAGUGAGGCAGGAGUACUUAUGAUCAGUGAGAAUGGGUUUCAGGUACCAAAAUUACCAGCUCUGGCAUUUUAUAAAGGAACAGAAGCACUGGCUGCCGAGUGAUACAUGUUUUAAUAGCCACAGUUAACCCUGGGAAUGAGGAUGUCUCAAACUUGUAUAUGUAUUAAUAAAACUAUUAUUAUUCUUUUGGUCACUGCUUUCUUUAUUUAACAAACACCAAUAUAGUUCUUACUAUAUUAGUGCCAGGCACAGUUUUAAAUGCUUUACAAAUAUUAACUCAUUUAUUCCUCUUAACUUGAUGAGGUGGGUGCUAUUAUUACCACAGCAGAUACAGACAACUAGAGAAUAAAGAGUUUUAAUACCUUGCUAGCAGUCAGAUUUCACUGUCCUCUUUACGGGUAGGGGACUGCAGUGAAUUAACUAAACUCUCCUACUUCAGUAAUCAUGGUCUUAAAAUCUAGGUGUGUGUGUAUGUGUGUGUGUGUGUGUGUGUUUUAAAUCAUCAAAUAAAGCAGUUUGGGAAAGGCUCUUCUAAAAAGAGAUUUCAUUUUGAGAAGUCCUUUGUUUCCUCUUCAUACUUUAUUCAUGAAAGGCUGGACAAGAGGAUUGCAGAGUUUUCUUUCCAUUCUAAAAUUUGGUGACAUCAUAUAGUACAGACUCAAUGACAUGAUAGAAACAGUUCUUGGAAGACUUAAAACACAAAGUCAGUCUGGAUUUUAUUAUU
This is a messenger RNA of Acinonyx jubatus (cheetah), 12215 nucleotides long. It is a transcript of the gene EML6, whose product is annotated as EMAP like 6. The transcript has 42 exons. Bases 672 to 6548 code for a protein of 1958 amino acids. NCBI's taxonomy places the organism in Eukaryota, Metazoa, Chordata, Mammalia, Carnivora, Felidae. Gene Ontology annotation, molecular function: microtubule binding. The record is from RefSeq and is a predicted model, not a curated record.